UCGCGCGGCCGCGACGCCAGGGGCCAAUGGCGGCGGUGGCGCUGGAACCUUGGCAGACCGCGGCUCCGCGGAAAAGGCGCUCCGCGGCUCGACGUCCACAGCCCAGAGAGGCGGCGGCGGCCCCGAGCCGGGAGGCAGAGCCUGAGGUGGACAGCGGAGUUGUGCUUCGUGGCAUUCGGAAGGCCAGGGAGGACCUGCUUCUUUCUGAUUUCUGGAGUUCAGCACUAGAAACCAUCAACGGAUGUCUUACGAAACAGCUGGAACAACCGAAGACCCCCGUAGAGCCUCUUUCAGGAGCCUUUGGAAACCUGCACCUUGACUCCCCACCAGAUGAGUCCAAUGUGGCCCCUGGCUCCAUCCCAGGAGAGACCCUGGCCACGGGAACCUGCCCCUGGAAGUGUGUGUGUUACGGCAUUGGGAACUUUUCCACCUGUGUCAUAGCUAGAAACCAGCUAACAUUUUUGCUUCUCUUCCUGGAAAAGUGCCAGAUUCCCAGAAGUCACUGCUGGGUGUAUGACCCUCUGUUUAGCCAACUCGAAAUUGCGAUUCUCAGCAGCCUCGGGUUGAUUGUCCUCAGUGAGAACGAAGAAGGAAAACGGAGUGUCUGUGGUGAGCACACCAUCUUUUACAUGCUCCAUUGUGGGACAGCCCUGUACAACAAUCUUUUAUGGAGUAAUUGGUCAGUAGAUGCCCUUUCCAAGAUGGUCAUCAUUGGGAACAGUUUCAAAGGACUAGAGGAAAGGUUGUUGACAAGGAUUCUGCAUAAAAAUUAUGGCUACAUUGCAAAGAUUUUAAAAGGACUGGAGGAACAUCAGUUUCCUCAGACUUCACAGUACACGGAUGUAUUUAACGACACCUCCAUCCACUGGUUCCCUGUCCAAAGGCUAAACCAACUCUCCAUGGACACCUGGGCAUUUCGGGAAGAACCAGAUUAUCAGGACUGUGAGGACCUUGAAAUCAUCAGGAACAAGACAGAAGACCCUUCAACUACUGACUCGAACCUGCUAUAACGUAUCUGACGUUGGCUGAAGCAGCAGCAGCUGCUACUAGAGACUAAAGGGGAGAUUGCCAUGGACUACAGAGAACAUUCUUUGCAGUGAGCCAAAUUUUGAAGAGAACAGCAAAUCCCUCAAGUUGGCCCUCCUGUUAGAGGAUGAUAUGCCUGUGAAAGUACCUGGUAAAAUUUUACGUACUUCUGAAAUAGCAUUAUCGUGUUAUACCCUUCCCUGGUGACUUGGCCUGAUAGGGCAUAUCUCCUGAAUAGAGAAGCUACUUUUUCAAA
This is a messenger RNA of Pteropus alecto (black flying fox), 1282 nucleotides long. RefSeq names its product SRR1 domain containing (gene SRRD). Lineage: Eukaryota; Metazoa; Chordata; Mammalia; Chiroptera; Pteropodidae. The transcript is spliced from 7 exons. Gene Ontology annotation, biological process: microtubule-based process. Gene Ontology annotation, cellular component: cytoplasm; nucleus. The record is from RefSeq and is a predicted model, not a curated record. Bases 27 to 1010 code for a protein of 327 amino acids.